Liolophura sinensis is the source of this 1062-nucleotide messenger RNA. Its product is annotated as forkhead box protein A2-like. The record is from RefSeq and is a predicted model, not a curated record. Gene Ontology annotation, molecular function: DNA-binding transcription factor activity, RNA polymerase II-specific; RNA polymerase II cis-regulatory region sequence-specific DNA binding. NCBI's taxonomy places the organism in Eukaryota, Metazoa, Mollusca, Polyplacophora, Chitonida, Chitonidae. Gene Ontology annotation, biological process: anatomical structure morphogenesis; cell differentiation; regulation of transcription by RNA polymerase II. The coding region runs from base 1 to 1062 and encodes 353 amino acids. The transcript is spliced from 3 exons.
AUGGCUUACAAGAGAAAGUUCAGUGAAAGUUUCCACACAGAUACCGACAUGGUGGAGAAUUUACUGAAAUACCGGAAGGUCUCUAGACUAGCCUCUAUUCAGAAAACGCCCGUUCCGUCUGUCAGCCAAGAUGACCUGCGCAGUGUGCUGGAUAACUUUGUCAGAAUCUACGAAGGACUCGACACUCAGGAUGGCAGCCGGAAACCAAACUUUACCUACACGGAACUCAUCUUCCUGGCGAUAAUGAGAUCUCCCAACUUCUGUCUGCCCAUCACUGAAAUCUACCGCUACAUCGAGACUGGCUUCUGCUAUUUUAAAGCGACAAGUAAACAACAUUGGAAAAAUGCCAUCCGCCAUAGUUUGUCCAAAACCAAGUGCUUCACCAAGAUAGGACGAAAGAACCAAAAACCACGCAACGGUGUCCUUAACAGAUCUGCUUUUCUGUGGGGCAUUACCCCAAAGAGCUUGCUGACCUUUGCCCGAGGAGAUUACCGACCGACUAACAAGUUCUCCGGAUCCAACGCAUUACGGUCAGGAUUCCAACAAGUCAACGCCAAUGGAUUAUGGGAAGGCUGUGUGUUAUCCUUGACUCACAGAAUGGAGGCUUUCCAGAACAUCCCCGACACCAGUCCGUCUCCGGCUAAACUGUUCCAGCUUCAGAUGUGCAAUCUAGAGGACACCUCAGUUCAUUUCAAUACUGAUUCUGGGCUGAAGGACUACGGGCACAGUAGCUCAGCCAGAAGUUACGCCCCCUAUUCACCAGACCAGGUUCUCCUAUUUAGAACCAAUGAGAAUUCAAGCGACCUACCGGAAUUGUCUCCGGAGUGUAUGUACAAUAUUCCUGAUCUUCCGGAAAUUCCACCACUGAGACUCACGUUUGAUGAUGUCAUCGCACCGAGUGACAUCACCACAUGCACGAACCAUGCCUUUUCUGAUAACCUCGCCAUCAGCGAGCCGUCAUUUUAUCCACAUCAACGUGCCCAGAUAGACAUGGCAUACAUCAACCAUCCAGGGACAUCGGACAUUUCUGAAAACAGUGUGAAUUCAUAUUUGUCUUUAUAA